AUGAUUCAAACUGGCAAUUACAAGAUCCAGAACGUCAUGUUCAACACCCAGUUCGCUGACUUGGCAAAUGGUGACCCAGCGGAUGGCACCGAGGUCAUGGGUCACGAGGAAGAUGGCACCACAGCCGGGCAAAAACACCGCACAUUCUUCGUCGAGGUCGUGAACCCGGUUCUGGGCCUUGUGACAAUCAAGAAUGAGACCAGCGGGACUUAUGUUACCAUCAACGAGAGGACCAACAAGGUCGAAGGCAACCAUCAGUCCCAGGAGCUUCAGUUGUCCACUGAGGGCGGCAGCGAUUACGUGAUCCAUCGGUACAACGUCAACAGUGUGUGGAUCCUCAACGAACCCGCCGACUGGACCCAGAUCACUACUGCUCCAGCUCCUCCUCCGGGCACUGCGGACUUCCUGAAGAAGUACUGGAAGUUCGUGGAGCAGUGA
Molecule: messenger RNA, 438 nt
Organism: Suillus paluster
Lineage: Eukaryota; Fungi; Basidiomycota; Agaricomycetes; Boletales; Suillaceae
Exons: 5
Coding region: 1-438 (145 amino acids)
Source: RefSeq, a predicted model, not a curated record